CCAGCUGCUGGGAAGUUGUGAAUUUCCCUUUCCCUUUCGAAUUCCUGGGUAUAUCUUAGGGGUGGGAGGACGUGUCUGUUUAUUACACAGAUGCAUAACUGGAGGUGGGAUCCACACAGCUCAGAACAGCUGGAUCUUGCUCAGUCUCUGUCAGGGAAGAUUCCUCGGAGGAGGCCCUGGAGCCCGUGACAUGGAGGGAGCCUGUUUGCUGGGACUCUUUGUCCUCUGCAUCUGGACGCAGCAAAACCAUCCAGGCAGGACAAUGGCUGGACAGUUCCAUGAAAAGAAAUGCUUCACUGAAGAAGUCACUGAAUACUUCCAGAAGAAUGUUAGCCCAGAGCAUCUGAAAAUCCUGCUGACUGAUGAUGAGGCCUGGAAGAGAUUCGUAGCUGUGGCUGAAUUGCCCAGGGACGAGGCAGAUGCUCUCUAUGAAGCUCUGAAGAAUCUUACACCAUAUGCGGCUAUUGAGGACAAAGACGUGCAGCAAAAAGACCAGCAGCUUAGGGAGUGGUUUUUGAAACAGUUUCCUCAACUCAGCCGGAAGAUUCAGGAGUCCAUAGAAAGCAUUCGUGUCAUUGCAAAUGAGAUUGAAGAGUUCCACAGAGGUUGCACUAUUGCCAAUGUGGUGUCCGGCUCCACUGGCACUGCCUCUGGCGUCUUGUCUGUCAUUGGCUUUUUGCUGGCACCAUUUACAGCAGGGCUGAGCCUGGGCGUCACUGCAGUUGGGGUAGGGCUGGGAAUGGCGUCUGCUACGACUGCGAUCGGCACCAGCAUCGCGGAGAACACAUACACGAAGUCGGCAGAACUCCGAGCCAGCAGGCUGACUGCGACCAGCCGUGACCUGUUGGAGGUAUUAGGGGACACUUUGAGCGAAAUCACGCCCAGCGUGCUUUCUUUUGCGCUUGAUUUUGACGAAGUCACAAAAAUGAUUGCGAAUGAUGUCCGUACACUCAGGAGAUCUAAAGCCACUGUUGGACGCCCUUUCAACAUUAGGCGACUCGUACCUACAAAUGUUAUUGAUAAGCUGAAAACACCUGGAGCCGCCAAACGGAUGGUGAGAAAAGCAGUCCCGAAGGUCGCUUCAGGAGCCCUCCUUGUGCUGGAUGUGGUCCAGCUUGUGCAAGACUCACAGCACUUGCAUGAGGGGGCAAAAUCCGAGUCUGCUGAGGAGCUGAGGCAGUGGGCUGAGGAACUGCAGAAGAAUCUAAACGAACUCACCCAGAUCUAUCAGAGUCUAAAGGCAGGCUGGGCCCAGUGA
Messenger RNA from Mandrillus leucophaeus (drill), 1258 nucleotides. It is a transcript of the gene APOL4, whose product is annotated as apolipoprotein L, 4. Bases 191 to 1258 code for a protein of 355 amino acids. Gene Ontology annotation, biological process: lipid transport; lipoprotein metabolic process. Gene Ontology annotation, molecular function: lipid binding. The transcript has 5 exons. NCBI's taxonomy places the organism in Eukaryota, Metazoa, Chordata, Mammalia, Primates, Cercopithecidae. Gene Ontology annotation, cellular component: extracellular region; membrane. The record is from RefSeq and is a predicted model, not a curated record.